AUGCGUCGCUGCCCCAGCACCGUCGUGCUCAAGCCCAGCACGAUAACGUUGCCGGAGGUGGUGGCAGCGUUGAUGGCGAUGGUCUUACGGGUGAAAGGAACGAUUGUGCGACAGGCGGCGCGAACAUCCCAGGCCGCCUUCCUGUCCAGCGUCCUACCGACACAAGACUUGGACUUCGACACUGCCAACAGUGACAGCUCAAACCCUUUCACGCCCACAACCCUGCCAGGAAUAAGUCUGCCCAACGGCCGCCACAGGAGCCCCGUAGUGGGGCCGGGAGAACCUGGCCGUGCGGCAGGGCUCGGGGGGGGCGGGGUUUCAGGCUUAGGUGCAGCGAUUUCGGCAGGAAGCGGUGUGGGGCCGACAAGCUCCGACACGCAAGCUGCGGCCCGGUGGGCCUCGAUGCGGCGCCUUGAAGACCAAGGCGCGGGGCUCGGGAACGCUGCGGAUCAUCAGCUGGCACGCGCGCUUCAGCUCUGCAGAGAUCUUCGUGGACAGAAGGCCGGCGUGGGAGGCGGGUCCCUCUCGGUGCACGGGCGAGCGUCCCGGCUCGACGCUCUCCAGUCGACCCUCCACGGCCUUGAAGAAGUCCUAUCCAAGCGGCGCGUCGUUGACAAGACAGCUAGGGCAGAGGCGGAGGCCCUGGGUGGACCGGCCGCCGCGUGGAGCCUGCUGAACGAUGACGAAGGCAGCGUUGGCGACAAGGAUCAGACCCAGGUUGCUGCUUCGGGAAGAGGGGAGGGAGCGGCCACAGGGACGACGACUGCGAUUGGCGGCGGCGGCAGCGGGGGUUGGUUGACAGGCUCACAACUCAAGGCUUUCGAGAAGAAGGUCGAGGCCAGGUCUUCCAUAGAGAUAUCGGCGCUCGAAUCUGAGCGGCGGAAGCUGAGGAGCAAAGUGGAAAUGUUCCAGAGACAGGUGCAACUCCUGCAGCGGGAGGGCGCGGGCCACUCUCCUGCCCCGGCGAACGGCAGCACGGGCAAGAUCGGCGGUUACCCCGCCGCCACCGCUGCCGCCGCCACGGGCGAAGGUGACAGUGGUGUCGGCGGUGGGUUUGGUGCGGCCGCCGGAGAAAAGCGCUUUGCGGACCUGCUGGACGCUCGUCUUGGCGAAGAACGCAUCGUACAGGCCACGCUCGAGGCGGAGCUGGCCUCCCUCCGACGAACCAUCGAGGAAAAAGACGGCCUCGUCGGUGCCCUCCGCGAGGCCCUACGCUCGGCCGCAACGCCCGCAAGCGGUGGCGAUGCUUCAACCGCGAGGGCGGGCACACUCGCCGAGCACGGUGCGGCGCAACCACCAGCACGCCGGAGGAGCGCCGACGGCAUUUUGACGCCGCGCUCCGCCGACGGCCGCGCCGUGGUGCCCGGACGGGGGGUGUUCUCGCCCCAGAGCAGCGACAGCAGCCGAAGCCGAGGGCGUUAUCACUCGCGCUCGUCGCGUUUCCUCAGUGCUCAGGGGCCGGUGGCGGCUGCGGCGGCUGCGGCGGAAGCGGUUGCUUCACGCCAUGAGCGCGGGGGACCGUGGAGCGGGAAUUCCUCCUCUCACGGCAGCACGUACGUCGCCGCCGGCGAGGACAGAGUCGAAGAAAUUCGGCGCCCCCCCCCAAUCGGCGACAGCAACGACGACGUGGAUUCGGAGGUGCCGGCCGUUGGCGGAGCCGGAGGAGCGUCCGACGAGGCAACAGCGCGCAACGGCAACACCAGUGCCGCUACGGAGGCAGGCUCCGACGACACCUCUAACGGGGGUGGGCACGCCGCUGCCGCUGCGACCAUGGUGAGGAACCGGACGGGUGGCGAUUUCUCUGGGCGAGGAACUGCCCCGAAGAUUGCGGAGGGAAACGAUGACAUCAUUUCUCAGGCAACGGCGAUGACCUCGUCGGCUUUGAGGAUGCUGUGGAACUCGGCCUGGGGGGUGAGAUCGAGAGUAGGGCUAGACGGUAGUGGCGAUGGCUUGGAGUCUCCGAGGAAAGCACAACGGAAAGGAGGGAGUUCAUCACAUGCCGUGCUGAUUCUGUGAUGGAAUGGUUGCCAACAUGACAGGACAACAGUCCUCGUUUGGAAGUUCAACGGGGAGAAAGGAGGCGAGGCGUGUGAAGACUGAAAGAAAGUUUUGAAGCAAAGUUUUCGGGGUUGGUUUGAACGGUGAACGAGGUUUUGAAUCAACUCUCGGUUGCUGUCUUGGUUCUCUGAGAGGCAGCGGGUGCGACGUUGUAAUGUUUAGUUGUACGGUUUUAAUUGUGGAGCAAGAAGUGUUUUCGGGAGUGCAUGCGGUGGCCCUUUAUGUUUUCAUUGGAUGCCCUGGUAUAUUUUGUACGCGGCACUGCUGUACGUUGGCAAACGUUUUACGUACUGCUAAAUAGUACAGCAAGAGGUACCGACGUAGAAUCGGGAAAUGUUUAUCUCCCCCUCCCCCACAGGUUUGGUACUGUUCAGGGUGCGUCGACCACGAUUGAUCGGUGGGGCAAGCGUAGUUGUAUGCAUAGUCCUUCCAUCGAUGGUGGCUCUUCCAUGUGCCUGCAAGUAGAAACUUGGCGUUUCUUACUC
This is a messenger RNA of Ectocarpus siliculosus, 2543 nucleotides long. NCBI's taxonomy places the organism in Eukaryota, Phaeophyceae, Ectocarpales, Ectocarpaceae. The record is from the annotation of a GenBank genome assembly.